AUGUUAAGUUUCCUGCGACGACCUCCGGAUCCGAAGCAGGAAGACAAGAGGACUCAGAUCUUUGGCUUCGUUCUUAUCGCCAAUUUACUGAUAAUUGGCGCAUGUCUGAUCGUUUGGAAGGUUAAUGCUAUCAGUGACGUAAGUUGGGAUUUAGGAUUUUUUAGAGUUAGUUUUAGGCUUAGGCUUAGGCUUAGGCUUAGGCUUAAGCUUAGGCUUAGGCUUAGGCUUAAGCUUAGUCUUAUGCUUAGGCUUAGGCUUAGGCUUAGGCUUAGCCUUAACCUUAACCUUAGCCUUAACCUUAGCCUUAGCCUUAGCCUUAGCCUUAGCCUUAGCCUUAGCCUUAGCCUUAGCCUUAACCUUAACCUUAGCCUUAGCCUUAGCCUUAGCCUUAGCCUUAGCCUUAGCCUUAGCCUUAGCCUUAGCCUUAGCCUUAGCCUUAGCCUUAGCUUUAGCCUUAGCCUUAGCCUUAGCCAAUUCAAAUUUUCAGGUGAACAUAGCCUGUGCCAUUUUAAUUUUCGCAGCAUUAGCCGGACUGGGAGUUUUAUUUUGUAUGUCAUGCCUUUUGUUUUGUAUGGUCAGUAAAGAGGAUGCGGAUCGUAAGCUUGACAUACAAACCGUAUAUCCAACACCAGAGUUCACUUACUUUAAUGGUACUAUGCUCAAUCAGCUGAAUGAAGAAAAUGGCAAAGAUGCUUUUCCUGGCAGUGGUAAGGACUUUGUUUACAAAACAAAAAGUAGCACGAACUUUCUUUACAAAACUUAAAAUGGCAAGACCUUUCCUUAUAAAACAAAAAAUUGCAAGAACUUUCUUUACAAAGCAAAAAAUGGCAUAAACUUUCUUUACAACACAAAAAAUCGCAAUAACUUUCUUUAUAAAGCAAAAAUUUGAUAAUUAGGUAACAAAAUUCCCUUUUUCAGUAUUCUCAAUGUUAUCCACAGCGCCAGCGGACUCCAAGGCGCAGAGCUUGGAAACGGUCUCAUCAAACCACUCAAUUCUUUGGCCCAAAAACAAGCCUCCGGCCGCUUUGAGCGCCAACAACACAAACAAUCAGUCGGACUAUCUACGUAUUUAUUAG
Molecule: messenger RNA, 1076 nt
Organism: Bursaphelenchus okinawaensis
Lineage: Eukaryota; Metazoa; Nematoda; Chromadorea; Rhabditida; Aphelenchoididae
Source: the annotation of a GenBank genome assembly